CCCGCUGCUAACCCCAACCGAUUUUCUAACCCAACCGCGCCUCAUUAUACCCAAAAUCAAGUAUCUUAGAAACCCGCCAAAGGAGAAAGCAGAGCGCGCGAAACUCUUCCCUAAUCUACCGUGGCCCAAUCUGUGACCGUGGAGUCUCGUGCAUGUCCAUCCAGCCCUCUCCCUCCUGCCGUCGACCCUGUCCGGAAUCAGAUCCGCAGUUCAGCUCUUCAUCGCGCGAACACAUAAGGGGCAGAGGCACGAAACACAUCUCCCCGCGCCCAUCCUUGCUGCCGUUCAAACAAAGAACACAACUACAGGCUGAAUCUUGCUUCUCGUUGCCGGUGGAUCCAUCGUCGACCAGCAUCGUGGUUUACAAUUCUGAGUUUGUCUCAUGGUGGUGGUGGUUAACACUGGCCAUGUCAGAUUGCAUGAACGUCGAGACUGGCAUGGCUGGAUGAGCAGCAGCUGCAUAUUUAAUGGAAUGGUCAAGACUGUUGAAGAACGAUUCAAAGCUUCUGUUGAGGACCGAAGAGAACACUUGGAAUCCCUCCUGCGUGAGUGCACGAAAGAGGACGCAGGAUUUUAAGAUGCCCAAGAAAGCUCGUUUCAAGAAAAACGCAAGAGUGUCGCCACCACGUCAGCAGCCUACAGCUGCACCUCCUGUGUCUCCACCAUCCGAUGACGAUGACUGGCUCAUCCCUCCACCCCCCAGUAAUGGUGGUGUCUCCAGUGGGGCUAUUCUGCAACCCUUUCGUCCACCCAGGAGCGAACCAAGACCUGGGACACAUGCCGCUAGCGGUUCACAAGUGACGGAACCGUGCAAUGAAGACAUUGACCGGGAGGCGCAAGAGGUAGAUUCGUCUGAGGAACAAAUUGAAAGGAUUCUAGAGAAUUCUGAUGCUGAAAAGCGCAAAGGACGAAAGACCACUGAGUUUUGGAAUGUUGAUCUCAUUGAUUCUGAAGGAAUUGUCAAGCCAGCUAAAAUGAGUGUGAGAGAGGCUAUGGAGCGGUCUCUUAAUGGUAGCAAGAUCAUACUGAUGUUCAAUGAAGAACUGCAAGCAGUCGGAGAUGGAGCUGGCCUGUUGAGUGGCAUUCUAGGAGCACUGGGUUCUGAUUACAGCAAAUUUUCUAUCUGUGAAAAGAGUUGGGCAAAGGUCCGGGGCAAAGAUAGAGUUUAUGAUGAUUGCAUAAAGGAUAGCAAUGGAAUAAUCAAGAAAACACUUUUACAGCAAAUGGGAAAGUCCUGGAAGGACACAAGGGGGAGGCUGUAUAACUCGCAUUACAAACCAUUAUGGACACUUGAGCAGAAUCUUGAGAAGCGCCCGGAGGGAAUUCCUAGAGAGCACUGGAGGUGGUUCAUUGACUAUCGUAAUGAUCCUGGAACAAAGGCGAAGUGCAAGCAAAACAGGCUGAAUCGAAAGAAGCAACUUUACACGCACACUGGCGGUUCUAAAAGCUUGGCUAGGGCAAGAGAAGAAGAGUUUGUAUUGUCACAGUCAGAAAAGCAAGGGAGGAAAGUUGGUAGAGGAGAAAUAUUUAUCCUAAAGCACAAAAGAUCUGAUGGAAGUUAUAUACAUGAAGAAGCUCGGAAGAUUGGUGAAAAAAUACAUGAGAUUGAGCAUCUGGAUGAAUCUACAAGAUUAUUGUCACAAAAUGAUUCCCUUGCCCAAGCUCUCGGUAAAGAGCACCCGGGUAGAGUGCGUGGGAUAGGACACGGGCCGACACCAAGUCAACUCUUCCGUCCGAAUUCGCAGCCGCCUAUGGAUAGAGCUCAAGUAGAAGAGACCCAAAGGAUGCUGUGUGAACUACAAGCGGAGGUGACAACGGCAGAAUUGAAGCAAAAAGCAAUGGAGGAUGAAUUAGCAGCUGAGAAAACGAAGAGGCAGGCAAUAGAGAGUGUGCUGAGUUAUCUGGUCCAACAGCAUUGUGGGGAGCUGCCUCCGGACAUCGCUGCACGGAUGAAUUGUUUGGACGGACAUGGCAGAAAAUAGAGAUUAGGCUUUAUGUGAUACUCUGUCUUUCAGUAUAUGUUUAGUUUAUGUUAAGUAUGCAGCAUUAAUUAUUAGCCAAGAACUUUACCUUUUUGGGUGACUAUUAAAAUACUCUAUUGAGAUUAUUAAAAUAUAUAUGUUAAUUUGCUUCGCAGUUAAAUAUUCAUGAGCUAUAUUUCCA
This is a messenger RNA of Arachis ipaensis, 2163 nucleotides long. The record is from RefSeq and is a predicted model, not a curated record. NCBI's taxonomy places the organism in Eukaryota, Viridiplantae, Streptophyta, Magnoliopsida, Fabales, Fabaceae.